Esox lucius (northern pike) is the source of this 4427-nucleotide messenger RNA. Its product is annotated as Golgi phosphoprotein 3. The transcript is spliced from 4 exons. Gene Ontology annotation, cellular component: trans-Golgi network; Golgi cisterna; cytosol. Gene Ontology annotation, biological process: retrograde vesicle-mediated transport, Golgi to endoplasmic reticulum; Golgi vesicle budding; Golgi organization. Gene Ontology annotation, molecular function: phosphatidylinositol-4-phosphate binding. NCBI's taxonomy places the organism in Eukaryota, Metazoa, Chordata, Actinopteri, Esociformes, Esocidae. The record is from RefSeq and is a predicted model, not a curated record. Bases 202 to 1077 code for a protein of 291 amino acids.
ACGUCAUCGCUUGAUUCAGGAAGUAACAAGGAUCGAACUGGAUAGUUGUUGCUGAUGUGUUGCUGUGUUUACUCGAAUAUUCAGUCAAUCUACACACAUUUUUAUGACCAACCUGUAUUACUUAUGAGACAGAAAAACUAAAACCUUCAGAAAGUACUAAAUAAUUUGUAUUUACCUUUUGUUGGGACGUGCAAAUAGAGAAUGACUUCCCUAACACAGCGAAGUUCGGGCCUGGUGCAGCGGAGGACCGAGGCCUCUCGUAAUGCAGCCGCCGACAAGGAGAGGGGGUCAGAGGAUGAGGACUACGAGCCACGUCAAGAUGAAGAGGAGGAGAAGGGAGAUUCAAAAGAAACUCGACUGACAUUGAUGGAAGAAGUAUUGCUUUUGGGGUUGAAAGAUCGUGAGGGUUACACUUCCUUCUGGAAUGACUGUAUUUCUUCGGGUCUCCGAGGGUGUAUGCUAAUCGAACUGGCCUUACGAGGAAGACUGCAACUAGAGGCUUGUGUCAUUAGGAGGAAAAGCCUACUAGCCAGGAAAGUUAUCUGCAAGUCGGCUGCCCCUACAGGAGAUAUGUUGUUGGAUGAGGCUCUGAAGCAUAUCAAAGACACCCAGCCCCCAGAGACCGUCCAGAGCUGGAUAGAGCUACUGAGCGGUGAGACGUGGAACCCGUUGAAGCUGCACUAUCAGCUGAGGAAUGUCCGCGAGCGUCUGGCAAAGAACCUGGUCGAGAAAGGUGUUCUGACUACGGAGAAACAGAACUUUCUCCUCUUUGACAUGACCACACACCCACUGACCAACGACACCAUCAAACAACGCCUCGUCAAGAAGGUCCAAGAGUCGGUCUUGGACAAGUGGGUGAAUGACCCGGGGCGCUUCGACAAGCGUGUGCUGGCCCUGAUCUUCCUGGCCCACUCUUCUGACGUGCUGGAGAACGCCUUCGCCCCGCUGCUGGACGAGCAGUACGACCUGGCCAUGAAGAGGGUGCGUCUUCUGCUGGACCUGGAGCCGGAGACGGAAAGCGCUAAGGCCAACGCCAACGAGCUCCUGUGGGCCGUGGUGGCCGCCUUUACCAAAUGAAGCCCGACCAGAAAAGAAUGAAUGACGUAACUUACAAAAAAACACUAUAGAUAUCUGAGGCUCAGCUCUUAGAUCUCCCAUGUUCUGAUACGACGACAACAAUGAUGGAGACGGCAGUGAUGAUGAUGACGGCGCUGAAGAAAAUUAUCAUCGCGGCGCACGGCUCUUCCUUCCAUAUUGAGGGAGAGCUGUGAACCUUCACCUCUCAGAGUCACUGUCCUGUUCUCUCCUGGCCAGUUGGUUGACCUACAGGACCCUGUUGUGUGUCCAAAAUGGCACCCUAUUCCCUAUGUAGUGCGCUACUUUUGACCAUGGCACAUAGAGCUCCAGGCAAAAGUGGUGCACUGCAUGGGGAUGGAGUUCCAUUUGGGACCUGGCCUUUCUGUUAGCAGUGCUAGUGUAAUCUUAAGCACUAGUCAGUAGCUGGCACCUACCCAGGUCUCAGUCCUUCCAUUUUGAAGGGACUUUAAACCUCUAGGCCUUGCUUCAACACCAUGGCCCGGACCUAACUACACAAUGACCUGAUAUGAUCGUACAGAACACAAGUCAUUUUUCUUGUCUUUGCUCUUGCGUUAGUCACUUUUAGGAAGGUGUAUUCUACACAUUAUCUUUUUUUUGGCAUGACUUAUAGACUUCAUGUCUGUUUAUGUUGCUAAUAAAUGUUAACCAUCUCCAGACUAUUUUGCACAUUCAGCACCAGAGAAGAGCUUACGAUGUGUAAAAACCAACAGGAAAAAUCCUGAAAAGUUCCAUUCUAAAGACCCUUUAUUUUGUUCGUGGCACCAAACAAUGCAUGCUUUAUUCCUUUUCAGUUUAACUUUAUGUCCGCGCCUCCAUGUACUCAAGUAUCAGAGCUUUUGCAUACCCUCAGUUUUAGAUGAGAGACUUGACUCUGCAACACUGUCAUCCUAUUCCACAAAUGCAGACAUUGCACAUCUCGUCCUUGCAGGCAAAUAGGUUUUGGGUGUACAUGUUGGCAUAUUUUAAGUCCCUGAGAAGCAGAUUCUCUAUUAAAUCGGACAAAUAUUAAAGUGUCUUAGUAUACUAAAAGUGUGGCAUAAGACCAUGUUGGAGGCGCCUCUCCUAAAUUUUUUAAAUUCUAAAUCAUGUAUCCCCCACUGGCAGUAUAAUCUGAAUGCAUUUGAUUUUAUGUCAUAUGUUUAUUUUAAUUUCUACUGAGCCAUUUUAAUUGCUUUAAUAUACAGUACCAGCAAAGGUUUGGACAUAUCUAGCCACUCAAGGGUAUUCCUUUGUUUUUGCCAUUUUCUCCAUUGUAGAGUAAGUGUGAAGAUUUCAGAACUUUGAAAUAACUUUGAAUGAAUGAAUUAUGUAGUAACAAGAAAAGUGUUAAACAAAUCAAAAUAUUUUUUUUAUAAAGUAGUCUUCCUUUGCCUUGAUGCCAGCUUUGCAUUUUCUCAACCAGCUUCAUAAGGUAGUCACCUGGACUGCUUUUCCAACAGUCUGGAUGGAGUUCCCGAAAAUGCUGAUCACUUGUUGGCUGCUUUUCCUUCACUCUGCGGUCCAAAUCAUCCCGAAUCAUCUUGUUUGGGUUGAGGUUGGGUGAUCGCGGAGACGAGGUCAUUUGAUGCGUCACUUGGCCAAAUAGCCCUUACACAGGCAGGUGUUGUGCUUGGGGUCAUUGUCCGGUUGAAGAACAAAUGAUAGUCCCACUAAUCGCAAAUCAGAUGGGAUGGCUUAUCACUGCAGAAUGGUUGAGUGUGCCUUGAAUUGUAAAUAAAUCACCCACAGUGUAACCAGCAAAGCGCCUCCUCACCAUCACAUCAUGUUUCAUGGUGGGAACAACAUGUGGAGAUCAUCCCACUCUGUGUCUCACAAAGACAUGGUGGUUGGAACCGAUAAUCUCAAAUUUGGACUCAUCAGUCCAAAUUUCUUGUUUCUUGUCUGAAACAAGUAUUUUCUGAUUGCUUUCCUUUAGUAAUUCUUGUUGCCACAAUUCAACCAUGAAGGCCUUAUUCCCUCAGUUCCUUCUGAACAGUUGAUUUCGAUGUCUUUAACGUGAUCUCUGUGAAGUGUUUAUUUGGGCUGCAAUCUGAGGUGAAGUUAAUUGCUGAUUUCUGAAACUGGUACCUCUAAUGAUCUUAUCCUCUGCAGCAGCGGGAACUCUGGGUGUUCCUUUCCUGUGGCAGUCCUGAUGACAGCUAGUUUCAUCAUAGCACUUGAUGUUUUUGCAACUGACUGUACUUGAAGAAAGUUUCAAAACUCUUGACAUGUCCCCGAUUAACUGACCUUCAUGUCUUAAUGUAAUGAUGGACUGCCGUUUCUCUAUCCUUAUUUGAGAUGUUUUUGCCAUAGUAUGGACUACUACAGUGCAGCUUAUGGUCUUCUGUAUACAAAGCCUAAUGCUUUAACAAGGGAAGAAAAUCCACAAGUUAACUUAACAGGGCACACAUGUUAAUUGAAAUGUAUUCCAGUUAAAUAUCUCAUGAAGCUGGUUUAGAGAAUGUCAAGAGUGUGGAAAGGGGAGUCAUCAAUACAAAGGAUGUCUACUUUGGAGAAUCCACUGUGUGAAAUAUAUAUUGAUCUGUUAAAUGCUUGUUUAGGUUGCUACAUGAUCCCAUUUGUUUUUUCAUCAUAUUGAUGUCAUUACUAUUAUUCUACAAUGUGGAAAAUAGUAAAAAUAAAGAAAUCCCCUACAAAGAGUAGGUGUCCAAACUUUUGACUGGUACUGUAGAUGUAAUAAUGUCCUUCAGGUCUAGUUGGUCGUUGUCAAUGAUUUUAUUCCUCUUCUAUGUCUGCCAGUUGGUUGUACCGCCAUGAGUUGGGGUUGGCCCUAACUGUUGAUGCAGGGUCAGCUAUUAUUUAAUCCUCCAAAUGUUUACUUUUAGGACACAGGUUAGGGUUAGAUUAACUGAGUUGCUCCACUCCAUACGAUAUACAUGACAGUAGAUGGCUGGGUUUGACAGUGUUUGUAUUUGACCAAAGUUUUAAUAUAAAGUAUAGAUUUCAGCAAUCGAAGCCUUUACAUGGAUUAAACAGCGACACAGUAAGGACACUUUUUUAUGAAUAAAGAUAGACAGGGCUCAAUGUAGUUAGGGGUUCUGUCAGCCCCACAUAUCGUGGAGUUGAGAAACUCAGCCAUCGUUAUCUGAUUUUUCGUCUGUGAUUAUAGGUCACUUCUAUCUUAAUCAUUUGUCUCGUGGAGAGUGUACAGACAAGGUAUUGUGGAGGGUUAUGAUUUUUAGUAUGGAAGUCCUGAGAGGAAGUGAUUAUAUAAAAAUUUAUUAAAUAAUGUACAUCAAAAUGAAAGGGAUCACCUGAUUGUCUGUAUUCUUCUGUUUGCUUUUUUUUACCACACAAUAAAGGAUGGAUCUUUUAAGUGCCUGAAGAUA